Molecule: messenger RNA, 1026 nt
Organism: Zygosaccharomyces rouxii
Lineage: Eukaryota; Fungi; Ascomycota; Saccharomycetes; Saccharomycetales; Saccharomycetaceae
Product: aldo/keto reductase
Exons: 1
Coding region: 1-1026 (341 amino acids)
Source: RefSeq, a predicted model, not a curated record
AUGGGUUCGAUCAAACCAGUAAAGUUGGGGAAUUCUGGCUUGAAGAUAUCACCAAUUUUAGUUGGCUGUAUGUCAUAUGGUUCAAAGAAAUGGCAAGAAUGGGUUAUAGAAGAUAAACAAGAGGUCUUUAAGAUUUUGAAACACUGUUAUGAUAGUGGACUACGGACGUUCGAUACUGCAGAUUUUUACUCUAAUGGAAUAAGUGAGAGAUUACUGGGGGAGUUCUUGAAAACUUACAAUAUUAAUAGGGAAACAGUGGUCAUACUGAGUAAGGUGUUCUACCCUGUCGACGACACAAUGGAGCUGAAUCCAUCAUUUGAUUCAGUCGAAAAUGAAUUAAACCUAUCAAACCAGCGUGGUCUAUCGAGAAAACAUAUACUUGCAGGUGUAAGCAAUUCAGUCAGGAGGUUGGGUACAUAUAUAGAUGUGCUACAAAUUCACAGAUUGGAUCAUGACACUCCAAUGAAGGAGAUAAUGAGGGCCCUUAAUGAUGUUGUGGAAAGGGGUGACGCUAGAUACAUCGGCGCUUCUUCCAUGCUGGCUACCGAAUUUGCUGAAUUGCAAUUUAUUGCCGAAAAAUACGACUGGUUUCAGUUUAUAUCCUCCCAAUCGUGCUAUAAUUUGCUAUAUCGUGAGGACGAAAGAGAAUUGAUUCCUUUUGCCAAAAAACAUAAUAUUGGACUGAUUCCAUGGUCACCUAAUGCCAGAGGCCUAUUAACUCGUCCUCUUCGUCAGACGACUGAGAGAUCCAAGAAAGAUUGGGGGUUUAAAGUCGUAAAAUUGGAUAAACUAGAGGAUAGUGACAGGGAAAUUAUUAGUCGUGUGGAGGCAAUAGGCAAAGAGAAAGGGGUUUCCAUGGCUGCCGUAUCAAUGGCAUGGGUGCUGCAUAAAGGUUGCUAUCCUAUUGUUGGUCUGAACUCUGUUGAACGAGUGGACGAAGCAAAGGAGGCUCUCAGUAUAAAGCUUACCGAUGAUGAAAUAUUGCAUCUUGAGGAACCAUAUAAAACAAAGGCUUCGCUCUUUUAA